Molecule: messenger RNA, 1998 nt
Organism: Spea bombifrons (plains spadefoot toad)
Lineage: Eukaryota; Metazoa; Chordata; Amphibia; Anura; Pelobatidae
Gene: SNX30
Product: sorting nexin family member 30
Exons: 9
Coding region: 509-1846 (445 amino acids)
Cellular component (GO): cytoplasm
Molecular function (GO): phosphatidylinositol binding; protein binding
Source: RefSeq, a predicted model, not a curated record
GAGGGGGAGGAGUCACGGGAGGGCUUGAGGUGUUACAGCUGCCCACUCUCUAUUUUCCGUACUGAUCGCACCUUCCUGUUAAAUGAAUAGUAAUAACACUUAGCGAUCAGGAAGGAGGCUUGGUGGGUUUGGACACUGCAUGCUGUCUUUUUCUAGAGACCCUUGUGGAUCAACAAGCUUCACACUGGGAAGAGAAGUCUGCACUCUGCAGGAGAUAAGGGGUGGACAAGAGACAUCCGAGGAGUUUACAUGAUGUGGAGGAAGCCUGGAUUGUAUUUCUAGCAGAUACCCAGCCCCUUCCUCCUAGGAAGCAAAGUGGGUUCGUGGAUUCGCUUGAACCUCUCAGUAUUCAGUAUCCCACUCUUUCUCCUCCCCAUCUAAUCCAGAAGAGCUAAACUGCCAAUUGAUCGCUGACUCGAUCGCUAGAUGUGUGCAUGUGUGUUCAUGGAUAUCGGUUGUUAGGAUCGGCCGAGUCUGUUUGGUUUCUGUGUACUUAACACCUUCCCUUAUGUCAGGCUCGAGUACGCCCAAAUCUUUGCCCUCAUCCGGGCAGAAGUCCCUUCAUGACAUCAAGCACCCCCUGAGCUGUUCUCCUGGAGAAGAUGAGGCUGCAGCAGGUGGUGAUGGAGCUCUUAUUGACAUCCCAAGCCCAGAACUGCUACACACCGAUCCCAGCAGCAUAGCAGAUAAGGACCUAAGCUUACCCAAUGGUACUCCUGCAGACACUUCCAGCCCUGCAUCAUCAUCAUCACUUCUUAACAGACUGCAGCUGGAUGAUGACUUGGAUGGUGAAACCAGGGACCUCUUUGUUACCGUUGAUGACCCAAAGAAGCAUGUAUGCACUAUGGAAACCUAUAUUACCUACAGAAUAAUGACCAAGACCACCCGGUCAGAAUUUGAUUUGCCAGAAUAUUCUGUUCGUCGAAGGUACCAAGACUUUGAUUGGCUGAGAAAUAAGCUUGAAGAAACCCAACCCAACCACUUCAUUCCCCCUCUUCCUGAGAAAUUUGUGGUGAAGGGAGUAGUUGAUCGGUUUUCAGAAGAAUUUGUGGAAACCAGAAGAAGAGCUUUGGACAAGUUCCUCAAGAGGAUUGCAGAUCAUCCAGUUCUCUCCUUUAAUGAACAUUUUAAUGUCUUUCUCACAUCCAAGGACCUGAACAGCUACAAAAAGCAGGGAAGCAAUUUGCUUUCUAAAAUGGGGGAGUCCGUGCGAUAUGUGACUAGUGGUUACAAGCUGAGAAAUCGUCCGUCGGAGUUUUCAGCAAUCAUGGAAUACUUGGACACGUUUGCACUGAAGCUUGGCACCAUUGACAGGAUAGCCCAACGCAUUAUCAAAGAGGAAGUGGAAUACCUGGUGGAGCUCCGAGAGUACGGUCCAAUCUACUCCACGUGGAGCGCUUUAGAAGGAGAGUUAAGCGAGCCACUGGAAGGAGUGUCUGCUUGUGUUGGUAACUGCAGCACAGCACUCGAGGAGCUCACGGAGGAUAUGACAGAGGACUUCCUGCCCGUGCUGAGAGAGUAUAUCCUGUACACCGAAUCCAUGAAGGCUGUACUGAAGAGAAGGGAUCAAGUCCAAGCUGAAUAUGAAGCCAAACUGGAAGCUGCUGCCCUUAAGCGAGAAGAACGAACAGGGGUACCUACUGAAGUAGAGAAGUGCCAAGACAAGGUGGAGUGCUUCAAUGCAGAUCUGAAAGCAGAUAUGGAGAGGUGGCAGAAUAGCAAGAGGCAGGACUUCCGUCAGCUGCUCACGGGAAUGGCUGACAAGAAUAUCCAGUACUAUGAGAAGUGCCUUACUGCUUGGGAGUCCAUUAUACCUCUGCUACAAGAAAAACAGGAGCCUAAGUGAGCAUUCCUUUACAAAGCGAGACCAUUUACGAUUUGUACGAGUUUACCAGAGCUCACAAUGCACAACUCACCAUGCUGCGUGACCGACACGUCGAAGGACCACCUUUCUACAUUUAUGUUAUACAGUGCAAUUAAAGAUCUACUUUAAUUCUC